GGUCUAACCCAGCCGGGCGGUCCUCCUGACGGAGGUUACGACUCGCCAAAUGUGCCGGCUUUCCCGCCCUUCGACCCGAACGCCCCAUACAUCCCGAUCUCGGUGCCGGCUGAUGGGGGUGCUGGCGGCACGAUCAUCACGCAGGACAUCUCAAUCAACAUCGACGCCGAUGCGCUAAUGGAGGCGUUGGGAAUGGGGAAAGGUGGCAAGGGCGGAAGCGGUGGUAAUGGAGGGAAGGGCGGAAACGGUGGAAAAGGAGGAGGUCGCGGAGACGACGGGAAAGGCGGCGGCGUCGGCAGUUGGACCGACGACAGCGACGAGGACAGCGGAAGCGGGCAAAACGGUCAUGGCAAUAACGGCAAGAAAAUUCGGUCGUGCAGCAGCAGCUCCUACGGAAAAACUGGCACGUACAUGACCGAAUUGACGUUCUACGGAUUCCGCGGCGCUGAGUUGUCGUCAAGCCCGGAUCGCUGUGUGGCCGCUUGCUAUCAGGUGGCAGAGUGCCAAGGUGUCGAGUGGUACAACGGCAAGUGCUACCGGGCCUGGUUCGAGCGCCGCGACAGGUUGCCGAGGACCCGUGGCAGUACCCAGCUGAGGACACGUGGAUGCUUCGGCAAAACCGAACUUCGCGGCCAACUCAUCGGAAUGCCGCGUUGGUGGGUGUACGCCGACCGUCAGCAUCGUUGGACGAAAACCAGGCCGACCGGGGUUGGCCAGGUCAAGGCGGAAAAUGGCCUGUUCUGCGUCCUGCGCCAAAAGGUGGCCGGGUGCAACCUUGUCGCACUGACCAUUCGAAAUGGCCGUCUCAACCUCGGCGGUACCGGGAGCGUCGUCGGCUACGUGGCUGAGACGAUUGGGGAGUGUGGCGCCUUUCAGGCAGUCAACGAAUGGCAGCUGUCGCUUCCAAAACUCACCGAUUUCGUGUACAUCCCGCCACCCGGUCAGGGUCAGAAAACGUGGCGCAACAAUGGACGCGUCUUCUACGUGUGGAUCAACUCCGGCGGAGGGGUGCGGAACCUCGGAAAUUGCCAGCCUAACGCCCCA
Mesorhabditis spiculigera is the source of this 1044-nucleotide messenger RNA. The record is from the annotation of a GenBank genome assembly. Lineage: Eukaryota; Metazoa; Nematoda; Chromadorea; Rhabditida; Rhabditidae.